GAUUAGAAAUACUUGGUUGAGAUAGUUUCAACUUUGGUGGGACACUGCAAACCAACACGACAGACCAAUCAGAUUGUUUUGAAUCUGUUACUUCCCAUUCGAUACUUGCGUUAAGACCUAUGGUUAAGAUUAAUCAUCCUGUGGUACGAUCUGAAUUAACUGCAGUCUCAAGUGGAUUAACCUGAAAAUGCUGAUCCUAUUUUGCGUAGCUUUCUUCACAAUGGGGCGAUGCACAGACGACCAAAGUUUUGUGACAAAGACUGUUUGUGUUGGAGAAGAUGUGACUCUAACAUGUAGCCGCCCGUCUGGAUUGUCAGGAUACUUAUUUUGGAUUAGAGUUGUUGCUGGAAACUUUCCUGAAAUGUUAGGAGCCACUUACACAUUUGAUAAUGGCAACGUUAAUAAAACUCCUCGCAUUACAGCAAAACAAGAGCCUGGGACAUUUGUUCUACAUAUUACCAAAACAGAGCUGAGUGAUACUGCAUUUUACUACUGUGAACAAGUGGUUGAACUACAAACAACAUUUCUGAAUAAAACGUCUCUGAAAGUGAAAGCACCAGAACCUGAUAUCACUGCCGUCAUUCAAGACUUUCCAUCUGAUCCAGCCCGCCCAGGAGACUCAGUGACUCUUCAGUGUUCAGUCCUUUCAGACUCAGACAAAACAUGUCCAGGUGAACAAAGUGUGUUCUGGUUCAGAGCCGGAUCAAGUGAAUUUCAUCCCAGUUUAAUAUACGCUCACAGAAACCGUGGUGAUGAAUGUGAGAAGAGUCCUGAGGCUUACUCUCCACAGAAAUGUGUUUACAACUUCUCUAAAAUCAUCAGCUCCUCUGAUGCUGGGACUUAUUACUGUGCUGUGGCCACAUGUGGGGAGAUAUUAUUUGGAAAUGGAACAAAACUGGACAUUGAAGCCAACAUGUCGUCUGGCGAUUGUCAGCGGGCCAAUACAAUUCUGUCUCUGUUGUGUGCUGCUUUGGCUACAAGUUUGACUGUUGUAGCCUUACUGGUAUACACCAUCAAGAAAAAAAAGUUCAAUUGUUGUAAUGCUGCUGCUGCGGUCCUGCAAACAAAUGCAACAUCUACUGGUGAUCAACAAAGUCAACAAACAGAUGAAGACUCAUUGGUUUAUUCUGUGCCAAACUUCACCAGAGGGAAAGCUGGCAGGAGUGUCAGGAGAGAUGCAACUACAGUCGAGGGAGAGAGCAUCUACACUGAUGUCAGGGUUUUGGGGUAGGAACAGCAACAUAUACACCGUAGGUCCUAAUUAUUGUUUGUUUAAUGCUUGAAUGGUACAGCCUGUGGCAGAUAUUUAGCAGCAUAAAAUGUCCUGUUAUAUGGCAAAUAUUUUCACUGGAGUGACAUACAAAUGCCAGUUACUGUGUAUGUUUAAACCAGAUAUUUAUGUCUAUUGACUUUUGUUUUAUUUUUUUUAUUGAUUUGUGUUUUAUUUGUUUUAUCUUACAUUUUAAGUCAAUAUGGAUAUACUGUAUAUGAUAUACUGAUGGGCUUUUUUGCAAGGUUAAAUUAGAAGUGUUUCCUAUGCGUUCUGUCUCUUUACAUCAUAGAAAGUUUAACCUUUAAUGUGGAAAAUGUAUUUUUAAGCUUUGUAUGUCACCAAAGGCAAAAUGAGAACAUUCUUGGACAAAUAACUGACAAUGACUGGAUUAAAAAAAUGUAUCCCUUACUUGACUUCCAUUUUUGGUUACUUUAUAUUUCUACUCCACUACAUUUUAGAGUCAAAUACUGUACGUCUUACUCCAUUACAUUUAUUAUGUGGCAUAACUGAAGCUGUUCACAUUUACUUUUAGUUAACUGUUUCAGUUACUUUGCAGAUACUGUUUACUAAAACAAAUUGUAACCAACUAAUCAAUGCUGAUGUAUUAUUAUAGAUGUAGCUACCCAGCAGAUUAAAGUAAUAUUAGUUCUACCUUUUACAAGCUGCAACAUAAGUGAUGCUUACACAUAAAUGUAUCAAUAUUUAUAACCCAAUGAUGUAAUGGGUAUCAUUCUGACAAAGGCCAUUUUGCAUAAUGAGUAUGUGUAAGUAUAUUUUAAUGCUAAUACUUGUGUACUUUUACUUAAGUAUAGUUCUGUAUGUAGGGCUUUUUCUUCUAAGUAUG
Molecule: messenger RNA, 2117 nt
Organism: Sander lucioperca (pikeperch)
Lineage: Eukaryota; Metazoa; Chordata; Actinopteri; Perciformes; Percidae
Product: signal-regulatory protein beta-2-like
Exons: 6
Coding region: 188-1231 (347 amino acids)
Biological process (GO): response to bacterium
Source: RefSeq, a predicted model, not a curated record